Molecule: messenger RNA, 775 nt
Organism: Perkinsus marinus ATCC 50983
Lineage: Eukaryota; Perkinsozoa; Perkinsida; Perkinsidae
Product: oxidoreductase, putative
Exons: 5
Biological process (GO): NADPH regeneration
Cellular component (GO): cytoplasm
Molecular function (GO): nucleotide binding; oxidoreductase activity
Source: RefSeq, a predicted model, not a curated record
ACUCGGCCCACGGGUCGUUAAAAUCCUCUAUGUUGUUGAUGUUAAAGAGGAACUCGUUGAGAAGCGAGCCAAGGAACUAGGCUGUAUUGGUCUUACCGAUAUGAAGGAAGCUAUGGCAGACCCCGAGGUCCAAGCUGUUAUCGUGGGCUCUAGCACGUACAUGCAUCAUGAGCAUAUCAUGACUGCAUUGAAGGCCGGAAAGGCCUGUCUCACAGAGAAGCCCAUCGCUGACAACCAGAAGGAACUCCAGGAGCUCAUUGAUUACGUUAAAACCGUAGAAGUGCCCUUUCGUGUUGGGUAUCAGCGUAGAACUGAUCCCAAUUUCCGUGUACUAAAGCAACAGAUAGAAAUGGGUAGAGUUGGGGAGCCUCGCAUUAUCAAUUGUACUUCUCGCGACAAUCCGGAACCUCCUAUGGAGUACUUGGAGGUCUCUGGAGGUAUAUUCCACGAUAUGCUCACUCAUGACUUCGACAUGAUACAUUUCCUCACCGGUCAAAUACCAGAGUCUGUGUAUUCCAUUGGGCAUGCCUACAACCCCAAGAUCAAGGCUAUGGAUGAUGUAGAUACGGCUAUGGUGACGUUGAAAUAUCCCAACGGUCUGCUUGCCACUGUUAACACAAGUCGCAUUGCUCCAUACGGCUAUGACCAACGCGUUGAGGUCUUUGGGCCCAAGGGCAUGGUGACCGCUGAAAAUCAGCGGGAGUCUACUGUUACAGUAGCGACCGAUCUAUGUUACCAGAGUGCUAGAGCUGACUACAGUUUUCCUGAGAGGUAA